This is a messenger RNA of Hibiscus syriacus, 2423 nucleotides long. RefSeq names its product heterogeneous nuclear ribonucleoprotein 1-like. The record is from RefSeq and is a predicted model, not a curated record. NCBI's taxonomy places the organism in Eukaryota, Viridiplantae, Streptophyta, Magnoliopsida, Malvales, Malvaceae. Gene Ontology annotation, molecular function: RNA binding. The transcript is spliced from 5 exons. The coding region runs from base 397 to 1914 and encodes 505 amino acids.
UUACAAAAAGAAAUAGUAAUAAUAAGACAUCAACUUCCACUGUCAUCUCUCUUUAAGCUGCUCCAAAUAUUCUUACAUCAGAGGAUUUGCUAUCAAUAUCUCUCCAUAUAUAUAUUCUCUCUUUCUCCCUCUACCCCUUCCCUCAAAUCCAUUGCUUUUGAUUUAAUCUGUAGGAGUGUAAUAGCCAAGAAAGAUAUAGAAAAGAAACAGAGGAUUGAGAUAGAGAGGAGGAGGAAAAAAGCUUCUUCUUCUUCUUUAUUUAAGAAAAAAUGAACAGAAAAACCUCCUCUUUUGUUUCGAUUGUAAUCAUUUAUCGUCUCAGAUCUUAAAUUUCUUCCCAUUUUAUCAUCUGGGUCAUUUACAAGAUGGAUUCUUGGGUUGUUUUCUGAUUGGUGCAUGAAGUUUCCAGAUGAUUCUAGAUUGGAUUCCACAAUCAUCAACUCUGUUUUUGAUCAGAUUCUGUUUGUAAUUCAAAAAGAUAAGAUGGAAUCAGAUCUUGGUAAACUCUUCAUUGGUGGGAUAUCUUGGGACACCGAUGAGGAACGUCUCAAGGAGUAUUUCGGGAAAUUUGGAGAAGUGGUGGAGGCAAUUAUCAUGAGAGACCGAUUUACAGGUCGUGCCCGUGGUUUCGGUUUCAUUGUCUUUGCUGAUCCUGCUGUUGCUGAGAGAGUAAUUACUGAUAAACAUAUGAUCGAUGGUCGCAUGGUUGAGGCAAAGAAGGCUGUUCCUAGGGAUGAUCAGAACAUUUUAAACCGGAAUAUGAGUGGCAUCACUGGUUCUCAUGUUCCUGGACGCACCAAAAAGAUUUUUGUCGGAGGUUUAGCCUCAUCGGUCACCGAGAGUGACUUUAAGAACUACUUUGAUCAGUUUGGUACAAUUACAGAUGUUGUGGUGAUGUAUGAUCAUAAUACACAAAGGCCAAGAGGAUUUGGCUUCAUCACUUAUGAUUCAGAGGAAGCAGUAGAUAGAGUUCUGCACAAAACAUUUCAUGAACUCAAAGGGAAAUUGGUGGAGGUCAAGAGGGCAGUUCCUAAAGAACUAUCACCUGGCCCCACCCGCAACCCUGUGAUUGGAUAUAAUUAUGGUUUGAGUAGGGUUGCCAAUUUCCUCAAUAGUUAUGCUCAGGGAUAUAAUCGUAGCCCACUUUCGGACUUUGGUGUUAGGAUGGAUGGUAGCUUUAAUCCUCUUCCUACUGUUCGUAGCGGAUUUCCUCAAUUUAGUACCACUGGAUAUGGAUUAGGUAUGGAUAUGGAUCCGGGAAUGAGCCCAGACUAUGGUGGGAGUUCCAACUUUGGCAAUAGUCUAGGAUAUGGGCGGAUAAUUAGCCCCUAUUAUGGUGGGAUUUCGAACAGGUAUAACACUCCUAUUGGAUAUGGUGUUGGAAGUGGAAGUGGAAGAAACGAUUCUAAUUCUGCUACUCGGGAUAUCUGGGGAAAUGGAGGCCUUACAAAUGCCACAAACGCUUCCGACCCUAGUGGUUUCUUGGGGACUGGAAGGGGGAGUGUUGGUCCUUUAGGAAGUAGUGGGGGUAAUUGGAGUGCUGCUGCUUCUGUGCAAAGUGGAGGCAAUGCUUCUGGCUAUACCGGUGGGACUGCCGGUUACGGGAGUACUGAUGACAACCACGGUUUAGGAGGGGGAGGAUACGGAAGAAACAGUGGCACUGUUGCUGCUCCGACAUCAUCUUUUUCUGGACCAACCGGUAAUUUUAAGGGGUCUUAUGGGGAUCUUUACCAUAGUGGUUCAGUUUAUGGUGAUUCAGCUUGGCAGUCCACAGCUCCCGACUUGGAUGGUCCUAGCUCGUUCAGUUACGGGCUUGGCAACGUUUCCUCAAAUGUUACUGCAAUAUCCUCCGAGGAUUAUGCUGGAAGUUACAGUGUUGCAAGUAGACAGUCCAAUAGAGGAAUCGCUGCCUAGACUAUCUGUUAUUCGGGCAUAAGAAGUUAUGAUGUAGGGUGAAUAGAUUUGCAAAAAGGGGCCAAGGAUUUGCGAAUUGGAUACAACUGUCAUUUUACAAUGUCAGCUUGCAAGGAAAUUGAACUUAUGACACUAAUGAGGGUUAUUGAUUUGAAAUAUACACAUUCAGAGCGAGCAGUUACAGGAGGUUUUCCGUAAGGUUUGAUAUUUGAUUCGUUUUUAUUUUGUUUUCUUGGCAUUCAAGUGAGAUGUACAAUCAGAUUGCGGGAUAUAUAUACUCCGGAAGAUCGGGUUCCAACUAAUGUACCGGACAUCUUCAGCGGUACAUCAAACCAUAGGGUAUUUAUUUUUCCCAUCUUUCUUUUUAAAUUUGUAAUGCCCUGGAAGAGUUGCUGGUUCUUUGUCAGAUUAUAUGGGAUUGUUUUUCUCUCAGAUUGUUUACUAGUGUGAAACAUUAGAGGGAUAUCGAGUUUUCCCUAUAAAAUAACAAAACAUUCUGUUUCGAUACA